Molecule: messenger RNA, 2982 nt
Organism: Halteromyces radiatus
Lineage: Eukaryota; Fungi; Mucoromycota; Mucoromycetes; Mucorales; Cunninghamellaceae
Exons: 11
Coding region: 1-2982 (993 amino acids)
Source: RefSeq, a predicted model, not a curated record
AUGUUUAAGAAUAAGGAAGCUCAAAAUAUAUUUUCGGUUACUUCAGGUCAUGUUCUUCCACUUGCCACUGCAAAAGAAAGAUUAAUUGAUAUUUGGCAUAGUCUUACUUGGCCUGUAUUUAAAAAAAUAUUAAAAGCAAAUAUUGCACUUAUCAUUACACUUGGAUUAAUGUGUUAUUAUCCUAUCAUGAAUCUAGUUGGUGUAUCUAGUGCUUUAGCUCCUAUUGCAGUGGAAUUUAUCUUACCAUCCAAAUCUUUAGGCUUCUUAGCGGAGGAUGCUAUCUUUGGUGCCUUCAUGUGUUCUGUUUCUGCUGCCUAUGCAAUACUUGGUACUUACUGUGCAUCUUUAGUUCAACAAGCGAAUGUUGGUGGAAUGCUCUCAGCUUUGAUUAUGGUACUUAAUCUUACAGGUGCUGUUCUCGAUCGUCAUACAACAGUUUAUAUUCAAGAACUUGUCAAAACAUUGGAAACAUUUGAUAUUAUUACUCGCCAACAAGUGGAAGGAUUUUUACAUUCUUCUCGACAACAUCUUUUGGAACAAGGUCAUAAUCCUGAAUCUCCUACUGUAGUGCAUAACAAAACAGAUACCUUAUUAUCAUCCAUUAUCGACAAGAAACGAAUGACUCAACGUGAAAUAUCCUUCAACAAAAUCUCUCCUGUAGAUAUUAGUGAACUAACCAAAAUUGUGAAACGACUUCGAAUACCAUUACAAGGUAUUGCCAUUGCUCAUACUAUGGAAUCCAACAUGCGGAAAUUAUAUUUAUUAGAACGGGUCGAUGAUAUUUAUCAUAACCGACAUGAUCAUCCAAGGGAAUCACCAUCACCAAUCAACAUUGAAAAGGAUAACAGUAUUAGCAACCUUUUGAACAAUCGACCCAAUUCUGAAAACUUUUCUCGGAGUAGCAACGAAGGAUAUCAAACCCAUCCGUCUAGUAGUGGAUCUACUCGACAACCAGUGACUUUGGAUGCAACUGCUUUCAAAUAUGAUAUCUUACGACGCGAAUAUACCAACAUUCUCAAUGAGUCGAAAACUCUUUAUAUUGAUCUUUUAUCAGCUUGUUCUUUGGCAAUGGCGGAAACUAUCAAACGGCUUUUACGUAUACAAUGCAUUGAUCCAUUUCAAGAUAAACCUUUUUUCUACAAGUACCUCUUUGGCAAAAAAGGCAUUCCCAACACCAAUGUUACUUAUGAUCGAAACAAAGAUCCUUCACUUCAGCUUUUGGCGGCCAUUCAACAUUUUGAUGCUCAAAGGCUUAAUGGAUUGGCAAGACUAUAUAAUGAAAAUCAUCAUCCUCGACGAACUCUUCUACUCAUUCUCAAAUUCCAGUUUAGUCUUCGCACUUACGCCGAAAUAUUGUACACUUUAUCUUCCCUUGUUUUUGAAUUGGAUCAAGUUCGUGAUCAACGUCGAUUUUGGCUACCUAGUGUAUCUAUUAAGAAAAUGUUUUGGAAGAAAAGAGAAACAUCUUAUGAUUUGGACUUACCUAGUGGAGUGGCCCAGCAACCAAGUAAUAAUGAUUUACAGCGUACUUUGACUCAACACACCGACAAUGACAAAUGGUUCCAUCAACAUGAUCGACAAAAUAAAAAACAACGACGAAACACAAUCGACACAAGGAAUCGACAACGACGUGACUCUCAUCAUAGUGCCUUUUUACAAAAAUUGAUGACUUGGCGACAUCAUAUUGGUCAUCGAAAAACAUCACUUACUCAUACCAUCUUGGUCGAUCAGUCUUCGUAUCAUGAUCCAGAUUCAUCCUAUCCUAUAACAAGAAGGCAAUACUUUUUUUACGUCCUGUGGAAAUUUGGAAGAAAGUAUAUCUAUACCCGUGAUACUGCAUUUGCUCUUCGAGCUGCUAUUCUUGUUACAAUGUUGACAUUACCUGGAUUUUUGGAACAAUCUCUUUAUUGGUAUAAUAGAGCAAGAGGACAAUGGGCCACUGUCGUUGCUUUGAUUUGGAUGGGUCCUUCCGUUGGAAGUAGUUUUUUUGGCACCAUGGCGAGGACGGUUGGUACUCUUGUAGGUGCAGCAGUUGGUAUUAUCAUUUGGGAAAUCAGUCAAAACAAGUUAUGGGCUCUACUGAUAGUUACCUUUGUAUUCAAUAUUCCAUUCUAUGUACUUUAUACAUUGUCAAGUUUCUGGCGUGCAACUGGAUUAUUCUGUUUGAUCACCAUCACUCUCAUUAUUGGUUAUGGAUAUGUUUAUAUGUCGACCGAUGUUCCAAUAUCAGCAUUCCAAGUCACUUAUCAGAGAAUUGCAUCUGUUUUUGUAGGUGUUGGUGCAGCCAUGAUGAUCAGUAUCUUACCUUAUGCUCAGACAAGUCGGGUUCAAGUACGAUAUAGGGUAUCUCAUAUUAUGAAUGACAUGGGUGUUUUAUAUGCUUCUUUGCUUGGGACGCUAUUGAAAGGAUCAAGAUAUGAAAAACGAAUCAAGGAGACGAAUCAAAAACUAUUUCGUGUAUUCACUAACAAGAUUCGUCAACAAAUUCAAUUGACUCGUGCAUUAUUAGAUCAAAGUCGAUUUGAACCUGCUUUACGUGGUAUAUUUCCGGAAAAAAAGUAUCUUAAGCUUCUUCAAAUUUUGGAUACCAUGUUGAAUUUGAUGUUACAUAUGGAAUUGGCUUUGGAAAAGGUGGAUACUCAAUGGCGAAUGGAGAUUAUCAAUCAAUCUUGGAUUGAACGAAAAAAUAUGAUUUCAUCCAUUUUGACUGCACUUCAAUUAGCUUCUAAUGCAUUGAUGAACAAAACACCUCUACCACCUUAUAUUUUGGCACCAACAAAAGCAAGAAGGGUAUUAACUGAUAAAGUCCUUGGAAUGGAAUCAUUUGAUAUGAAAAGAUUGGCUGAUCCAGAAUAUACUUACUAUAGUACAUAUAUGAUGAACUCUGAACAAUUAGCUGUAGAAAUUGAAGUAUUGGUAUCAACUAUCCGUGAUCUUGUUGGAUCUGAUAGUGUUAGUGUUAUGUUAGAUUAUAUAUAUUGA